CGCGCAUGCGUAGUUAAAUGUAAAUACGGAGGUGUUGGUUUCAGCAACUUUUUAAGAAUUUUCAACGUUCUUUUAUAUCCACGCGACAGAUAUUUCUUCUGACUGCUAUCCACAGUCAGAAUAUCAGCUGCAAAGGUCACUCUGAAGAGAGCUGACAAUGUCACUUGGCCUUGAUUUGGCUGAGUUGUCAAAACACCUUCGACAGGAGCGUCUCUUUGUCACAUCGGAAAGGGAUCAACUGCUGCAACUCUAUGAGCAGGUAAAGAACUCUGGGGAGCAAUUAUUCCACCAGUCAUGGAUCGGUCAGCAGCAGAAAGUGGUUCUAGACCAGUUGAUCAGCGCCAGUACCCAGGUGAUGCCAGCAGAGUGCUGCACACUGACCAACCAGCUGGAGGCAACAGUAUUCGAGGAUGGCUACAAACAGCUGAGUUACCACGCCAGCAAGUACGGCGAAUUUCUCAAGUUUUUACUGGACAACCCGAGUUUUGUCGGUCAGAUUUUGGCCGCCGCUGAUCAGAACAAUGUGGCAAGCGUUGGCGAUGUGAUAAAGACCCUGAUUCAUUCGGUCUAUGCAAAUUGUAUACUGCAGGAGGAUGAGAUUUCGAUGUUGUACGUUUUGAAGAGCCUGCUGGAACUUCAACUGUCCCCGUGUGAAAACCCCAGACGAAUGCUCAGUCGCGGCUCGUGCGCAUUUAGCAUGGCUUUCAAACAGUUGUUUGAUAUGGUGUUUUCUUCCAAACUCUUUCUCACUGCUGCGCUGCAUGAUCCAGUUAUGAGACUCUUAAUGGAGGACGAGUGGUUCUAUGACAUCGAUCCCGGAAAGGCCCUGGUGCGGUUCCCACCAAGCGAAAGGCUGCGGAGGUUUGGUGAGCCGGGUACCGAGCAGUAUAAAGACAAACUCGCAAAGUACAGGAUCACCAUCGUUGAUAAGCUGGUCCUGAUGGCCAACCGCUUCAUCACAUCGAUCAAGAACAACAUGCACUGCUUUCCUCCUGGCCUUGGCUGGCUGGUCUCUCAGGUAUAUCAGAUGCUCGUGAAGACAGGGCGGGUAGAGAUGGACGAAGUGAGGGCUGUGUGUGCUGACCUGGUGUUUGCACAGUUCAUCUGCCCCGCCGUAUGUGACCCGGAACCCCAUGGCAUCACCACAGAUGUCCCUAUUAGUCACAUAGCGCGGCACAACCUGAUACAGAUGGCCCAGAUACUGCAGGUGCUGGCAAUAUCUCAGUGGGAGAAAAUAGACAGCAGGGUGAUGGACCUCUAUGGAAAGUUUGAAAAGGGCUGCAUGUCCACCCUGCUGGACUCCCUGCUGGAUGGCAUUGGAGUGGAGCUUCCAACAGCGCCCUCUACCCAGCAGACAUGUCUCACAAGAACUGCAACUCUCAUCCCUAACUCCAGGCUAAACCAGCUGGUGACGUUCCUACGCAGUGCCCUGCCCAGCGUUGAAGACAGCCCCGAGAGGAAGGUGCUGGAGGAACUGCUGUCAGGGAUGGGCCCCGUGACCCCCAGUCCCUCCCUGGGGCAUUUAAAUGUUCAGGCCACACCCCCUGACACACCCACCACAGCAAAAAAAUUAAAAGGGAAGAAAAAGAUGUCAACAGUGUCAAUGAUGACCACGAUGUCGGACGAGACGGCCAGUGUGAACUCCCUGACCCUGGACCCCGAGGCACAGCCCAGUGGGCCUGAAGAGGUGCUAGUCAUACCCCUGGGCAACGAUCCAGAAUGUCCCGGAAUGAUGUCUGAACAAAAGGUGUUGGUGUGUGAACAAGAGACCAAGCGUCGGCGUGUGAAGUACCAGACAGUACAGUGGGAGUAUCAAGACCAGGGGGAGCCCCCAGAGAGUCAGGAGAAGAGGACAAGAUUCUCGCUUUCUCAGGACCAGGAAUCCAUAGGAAACACCAGCGACAUUCCCGAAGGUCUGUCAGAGGACGCCUCCAGUCACUCUGUGGGCUCUCAGGACCUGGAGAACGAUGACGACAAUGACAAUUUCUCUGACAUGAUCUCCGCCAAUGUCAGCGGCCGGGGUACCCCCAAUAUUAGUGGCAGUGGACGGGAGACGCCCCUCUCACAGGAGGAGGAAGAGGAGGAGAGAGUGCCCUAUGUACAGCCUGCCCUGCCUGAGACCGUACAGAAGAAGAAUCGGGAAGAUGUCACGGACAAAUUUGGAAAAUUUGAUAUCAAGCCAGAACUGGACUAUGACCUGAAGUCAACAGUGAGUGACACAUGGAGUACGGACGUACUCGCGAGUGACUCCGAGCCCCCGGAGAUGCCUCAACAGGUGCGACUCGAGGAAAUUGCUGAGGAGAUGGUGCGCCAACAGUUCCUCACGUCAGGGGAGAGAGUGCUAGGCCUGUCAAAAGCACCAAGUGACGCAUGGAGUACUGACGUCAUGCCAUCUGACACUGAAGACAAACAGGCGGAGACUUUCUCCGAGUUUGACGACAUGUCAAGCAUGGCCGAACCAGGGGGGAGCAACCUGGAUGAUGUUCGUAGCGAGCCAGGGGGAAGUAAUCUGGACGACCUGCGCAGUGAACCAGACGUAGGGAUGAUCAACGAGAAUCCACCCAUAGCUUCAGGAUACGUAAGUGUUAACCAGCUGCAAGGCGGAGCCAUGGGAGGUACAUCAGUGACCUCAGACAAUGUAAGCAUGUCACCCACAUUCUCUGACAGCGUUUUCUCAGACAUUGACGACAACAGACUGCUAAGGGAUAGCCGACCGAACCGAGGCUUGAGGGAGAACCUUCCUGGCACCUCAUUGGACAGUAACAAGCUGUUUGUACCAAUCAAAAAGAAGCGCGGCCAGUCUCCAUCAGGAUCAUCACCGGACCGGAACAGCGAUACAAGCUCUAACAGAUACCGCCUUGUCGAUUUUGCCCCGGAGCCAAAGGAUAGCAGCUUUUCCUCCCAUCCAGUAAGUGAUACCAGCAUUAUGAACGGUACAAGACCUAAAGUGGUGCCUAGUGAAAGAAAGAAUCACAAGAUUACUCCUUAUGAAAAAUUCAAAGAAAAUACUAGUGCUGCGGAGGUGAAUUUUGUGAUAGGAGAUGAAAAGCGUCCGAUUUCCAACGAUUCUGGCGUGUGCUCGGCCAAUUUUACUGAGAAUGCCAUGGACUUGCAGCUGUCAGAACAACAGAACUCGAACGUAGACGAAGCUCGGUUUUCCGCAGCGUUGAGCCUGUUUGACCCACUAGCUGACUCUUCCAACGCCACUGGGGAAGAUUUAUUGGAAGGACCCGGCAGCCCUAGAACAAAUUCCACGAUUUUUUUCUCCAAUCCAAAUUUUAUCACUAACGCUAACACAAGAACUAGCAAUGCUGUGGUUGAGCAAAAUGCAGAAGAGAAGCCAAAAACGAAUGACUUUCAGCUGGUGACGCCCCUGUAUGACGUCAGCCAAUCAGCAACAAGUAGUAGCACUCAAGUAUUUCUUAAUAGUUCUGUCUCAGCGGGGAAACCGCGCCGCGCAAGUACGGACAGUAAUCGGUCCUCAGGGUCGAGUUUGUCCAAGGAUGGCUCAAACUCCGACGAACGUCUUGUCAACUUGAAUUCGGAGACUCCCUCUCGGAAAGAGAAUUCCAUGGAAACAGAGGUCACAGCAUCAGGAAAGAAGAAGGGUCUCUUCAGAACAUUCAAGGAGAAAAUAAACAAAGGGCGAAAGAAGAAAGAAACCACAAACCAUGGAAAAGAAACCACAAACCAUGGAAAAGAGGACACUAUGCACGCAGAAAGUACAAACACUUUGGUAGAGGUUGAUGGAGCCAUAGCAUUACCAACACCAGCACAGGCAGCAGAACCAAACAUCAUCAUCACAGAAACCUCAGACGAUAUUCUAGCCAAGUAUCGCAAGAAGUCCAUCCUGACCAGCACGCCGACCUGUGAGCCUGCACAGCAGACGGACAAGGAGCGCCGCCGCACGCUCAAGGAGAACAGCGACUCUAUGCCGCUGUAUGAUUCAGCCAACCCGGAGAAGUGCCUCGCGUUCUUGGAUGCAAAACGGAAGCUGAGGAUAGUACUGGGCUCUGCCGACUUCCAGAUUGGAUACCACAUGUCGAGUGUGAUGUACAGCCCUCGGGAGGGGGACAGUCGUCCGGACAACAACGACCUUGUGAGCCUGCUGCGCACUCAGCUCUCCGAGGCCAUCAACUUGCAGAACAAGGACGCCAUUGCUCAGCUGCACGAGGCUCUUAGAUGUGUGCGCCAGUUUGAUAACGAAGUCUGCAAGAAGCUUGUGAGGUCCCUGCAGGAUGAGUACAAGGGACGGAGCAGCUAUAUCUCCUACCUGGUACGGUGCAAGCAGGGUCUACUCAGCACCCUGGCGCACAUACGUACGCUCCAGAACCGGGUCAAUAGAGAGAAGGCCAUCUACAGCGGUCACAUGACCAGUGUGUGCGUGCGACUGUUUGUUGAACACUGGGAGAAAGCCCUGCAAGGGUUCAUUCUACAGUUCCAGAGGCAGACAGUCUCUGACGAGAAGACGGAUCUGUUGGAAAGGUUCUUGCAGGAUCUCUACAGUAAAAUGGAUAGUGAUGCCAUAUGGAAAGCGGCCACUGAGAUGCAGAUCGACGAUGCUCGUCUGGCCAUCGAACGUUUCAUAAUGUCUCGCAUCUACACUCAUGCCAUGUUUCCAAACGGUGAUGGUGAUAUUCACAGGGACCAGCUGAUACAGCAGCAUAUCCGAGAGCUGAGCAAGUCUAUCAGUCCAGACCAUCAGGACCUGAAGAUCCCUAAGAUGUACCAUCUAGAGUGUCCCUGGCCAGCGGCCCAGAGGGAGCUGUACAUGAUCAACGCUUACAAGACACCUCGUGACAAGGUGAAGUGCAUUCAUCGAUGCGCAUCAACGAUUAUGAACCUACUCAGCAUGGCGAAUGAGAAAUCAGUACCGGCAGCAGACGAUUUUACUCCUGUAUUUAUCUUUAUAAUAAUCAAGGCUAACCCACCGUGCCUGCUAUCCACUAUCCAGUAUGUGAACAGCCUGUACCACGAGAGACUUCAUGGGGAGGAACAGUACUGGUGGAUGCAGUUUGUGGCCGCGGUGGAGUUCAUCAAAACCAUGGACUAUCCACGUGACAGCCAGGCUUGAAAUAGCACUGUAGUAGCUUAUGGGAAACACGGUAGCUGGGAUCUGGGACAGCUGGGCCCCUUUAUCACUAAGAUACGUAUUUUGACGCAUAUGGUUGAUGAGCAAAUAGCCUAUGGUUGAUUCUAUGUUUUAUAUACAAAAAUGAAUUAAAGGAGUAAUUAUUCCUUACAAGAUAUUUUUUUCACAGUUAUGCUCACAGAAACAAUUGAUUGUCACACUAAAGGUUUGAUUAAAGAAAAAAGUAUAUUACUUAAAAUUUUAAUUUGUAUGUCUAUUUGGAUCCUUGUGAAUACCUGCCUAGAUGGCAGUGUUAUCAGAAUUAUUUGGGUCAAGUGUCUAGAAAUAUUUUUCUUCUUUUUUUUUUCCAAUACUUUACAAACGAGUUUCUUUUCAUUUUAUAAUAGGCAUUUUUACCUGUAUUUUACUUCAUCAAACAUUAUUGGACUGUUAUCUAAUAAGCCUAAUUGGUCUUUCAUGAUAGUUGCAAUGUAAUCCUGAUAGUGAUUGUACCAGAAUUAAAAACUAAGGUUGUACACAAAUUUGUAUAUUGUUUUGUAUUAAAGAAAUAACCUCAGUCAGGUUGAUUUGUGAACUAAUUCUUAAGGUCUUAAAGUUUCCACUACUGAUAUCUAGGUAUUGGAACCAAUAAGAAGGGAUAGUAACAUAUAAACAAGUGUUUAGUUUUAAUAUAAAAAUUUAAGAAGUGAUGAACAAAUAUGGUGUUAUGCUUUUUUAUACACAGAUUUGGGCAUUGCAUGUAUUGAUCUUUAGGAAACAUUUAGUUAUAGGUUAUUUCCAGUAAAAUGUAUUUUGUACUCACAAUUACAUAAUUUACACAUGCAUGGUUCAUUCUAUGAAUGGCUUAUUAAAUAAGCACCUGUAAGAAGUAAAUUUUAUUUAUUUAAUUUUUUCGUUUUGCAAAGACAUGUAUGCAAGGCUCAGUCUUCUAAUAUACAGAAACCUAGAUUUCAAGUUUUUUUAUUAAGUCAGUAGCUCAUAUAAAACUCAUUGCUGAUACUGUGUCAACAUUUGACUGUAUCUGAGCACGAGUAAUCCGAGAACAUCUAGUAUGCUUUCCCUAUUGUUAAUGAUGAUUUUUUGUUGAAAUAGUUUUCAGUAAUUUCUAACUUGUUGGAUAUCUGCUAGAAUGAGAUUAAUCAUUUUGUUCAUGUUUAAUGAAAACUUUGAAAACAACAACAACAUUACAUCAGUACAUAUUUUCUGAUAGCAGGAAAAUUUCUUGCCACUGUAGUUGACCAUUCGAGUAGAUUUUGAUUGAUUUACUUGUAUUUUUUAGGCAUAUGGUUAGCAUCGUGACACCUUGAACAAAUUUUGUUCUCGAUCAGGUCCAUAAAAUACUUAUUUAUUUGUUAUGCUUCAUAUAUGUUUUAACACUUUGUCUACGCCAAAACUUUGCUGAAGGGCACCAUAGAGAUGUUGCAGCUUGCAAGUAUCCAAAUAGCUCCCAUGUAAAAACAUGAGUUACAGAAUAAUUGCCAUGAAGUGUUACAUUACAAAGUUGAACGUUUCAUUAUAAAAAGCCCCCGUUCUCAUAUUGUCAAUUUUUUCAAACUUCUCUUAUUUUACAAUAAUACAUUAUUGCUUCUUUUGUAAAAACAAAAUGUUUUACUUAGGGCUAUCUUUACCUCAAGUUUUACCCUAGGGCCUCUAUGUCUGGUGCCCCUGGCAUGGGGGCAUGCAAAGUUCAGCAUAACAUCAGGAAUCCUUUAGAAGCUUCUGUGAUACAUUAUGCAUAUAGACCAUUAUAGUUUAGCCUCCCUCUAUGAAAACGGUGCUUAAUGCAUGUGCGUAGAGUCAUCCAAUAUUAGCCUGUGCAGGGCACACAGGCUUGUCAGGGACAACACUUUCCGCUUGAAGGUUUGUUUUGUUUAAAGGAUAUAUCUUCUUAGGGAAAAUCCUGUUUAGGCGGAAAGUGUCGUCACUGAUUAGCCUGUGUGGAUUGCACUUGCUAAAACGGGACAACACUUCACUCACACAUGCACAUUAAGCCCUGUUCUCUCAGAAUGAGGAUCAUAGAUUUAUUAUAUUUGAUAACCUUAAUAGAAAUAAUGUAUACUUUAAUUCAUGGUUUGAGCGUAAAAUUGAUGUAUCUGAGAAUGAAAUGAACAGGAGAUGCAUCCGUUUUGCACACAGUCCUUGAUUUGUGUUGUACAUGUAUAUAUUCUUCAUUUCCUGGUAUUUAGUGUUAACGUAUCUUAGAAGGAAUGUUUUCAGAGAUACAUCCGUUUACACACGGUCCAGGCUUUGUGGUGUUCAUAUGUAAAAGUAUUACUGCUGUACAGUUCUUGUAUGCCAAUAAUGUAAAACUGUAUUACCUGAAUUAUGGGGCAUUUAAUUUAAGUAUUUAUAUAAAAAAUUCCAUGCACUAUGAUUUUUAGCUCCACUGGCCAAAGGCCAGCGGGGCUUAUGUCAUGGUCCUGUGUCCAUCGUGUGUGCGUGCGUCCGUGCGUGCGUUAACUUUUUCUUUAAACAGCUUCUUAUCCUAAACUACUCGUCCAAAUCUGAUGAAAUUUCUCAGGAAUGUUCCUGUGGUGAACCUCUUUCAAAUUUGUUCAAAUUAUGCCCCUGGGGUCAAAUUUGACCCUGCCCCGGGGGGUCAAAAAAUUGAAAAUUUGCUUAUAUAAGGCCUAUUUUGUGCAAACUUUAUAAAUCUUUUUGUCCAUAACCAUUAGGCCUAGGGCUACCAAAUUUGGUAUGUAUUGACAUCUUAUAGUCCUCUACCAAGUUUGUUCAAAUUAUGCCCCUGGGGUCAAAUUUGACCCUGCCCCGGGGGGUAAAAAAAUUGAAAAUUUGCUUAUAUGAGGCCUAUUUUGUGCAAACUUUAAAAAUCUUCUUGUCCAUAACCAUUGGGCCUAGGGCUACCAAAUUUGGUAUGUAGUGACAUCUAAUAGUCCUCUACCAAGUUUGUUCAAAUUAUACCCCGGGGGUUAAAUUUUACCCUGCCCCAGGGGGUCAAAACAUUGAAAAUUUGCUUAUAUAAGGCCUAUUUGUGCAAACUUUUAAAAUCUUCUUGUCCAUAACCGUAUGGCAUAGGGCUACAAAAUUUGGUAUGUAGUGACAUCUUAUUGUCUUCUACCAAGUUUGUUCAAAUUAUGCCCCUGGGGUCAAAUUUGACCCUGCCCCGGGGGGUUAAAAAAUUGAAAAUUUGCUUAUAUAAGGCCUAUUUUGUACAAACUUUAAAAAUCUUCUUUUCCAUAACCAUUGGGCCUAGGGCUACCAAAUUUGCUAUGUAGUGACAUCUUAUAGUCCUCUACCAAGUUUGUUCAAAUUAUGCCCCUGGGGUCAAAUUUGACCCUGCCCCGGGAGGUCAAAGAAUUGAACAUUUGCUUAUAUAAGGCCUAUUUUGUGUAAACUUUAAAAAUCUUCUUGUCCAUAACCAUUGGGCCAAGGGCUACCAAAUUUGGUAUGUAGUGACAUCUUAUAGUCCUCUACCAAGUUUGUUCAAAUUAUGCCCCUGGGGUCAAAUUUGACCCUGCCCCAGGGGGUCAAAAAAUUGAAAAUUUGCUUAUAUAAGGCCUAUUUUGUGAAAACUUUAAAAAUCUUCUCGUCCAUAACCAUUGGGCCUAGGGCUACCAAAUUUGGUAUGUAGUGACAUCUAAUAGUCCUCUACCAAGUUUGUUCAAAUUAUGCCCCUGGGGUCAAAUUUGACCCUGCCCUAGGGGGUCAAAAAAAUCGAAAAUUUGCUUAUAUAAGGCCUAUUUUGUGCAAACUUUAAAAAUCUUCUUGUCCAUAACUGUAUGGCAUAGGGCUACCAAACUUGGUAUGUAAUGACAUCUUAUAGUCCUCUACCAAGUUUGUUCAAAUUAAGCCCCUGGGAUCAAAUUUGACCGUUCCCCAGGGGUCACAAAAUUGAACAUAUGCUUAUAUUGGGCCCAUUUUGUGCAAACUAUAAAAAUCUUGUCCAUAACCAUUGGGCCUAUUUCUACCAAAUUCGGUAGGUAGUGACAUCUAAUAGUUCUCUACUUAGUUUGUUCAAAUUAUGCCCCUAGGAACAAAUUUGACCUUGCCCCAGGGGUCACAAAAAUGAACAUAUGCUUAAAUAAGGCCUAUUUUGUGCAAACUUUAAAAAUCUUCUUGUUCUUAAUAAAAGAGCCUAGGGCUACUAAAUUUGGUAUGUAGUGAUAUCUAAUAGUCCUCUAACAAAUUUGUUCAAAUUAUUCCCCUGGGCUCAAAUUUGACCCGGCCCCGGGGGUCACAAAACUGAACAUAUGACGUUUAUCAGUUGAAAUUACUGCGGCCGUUUGGCUGUGACCAACAACAACAUCAACAUCUUGUAAACAUGAGAUAAAACCCUGUCAUUAAGUGCCAUUUUAGGUCAGAUUGUGACUGCUUACAAAGGCAUUGAAGUAAGAACAUGUGUUAUGAAUGUUUUUCUUAUAAACUGAAAAAAGUCGGGUUUUAUUUAAAUAUGUCGAAAGUGACCAUAUAUCCGGAUGAAAAUAUUUUGGAUGACAUGUUAAUUUCAUGUCUUUUUUGUAGUGUUAAAACCAGUUUAAUAAUAUAUUAUUGAUUUUAAAAACACAACUUCCAUGAACAUAAUUAUUUCAAGGAAAGUCAAUAUAAUGAUACUGCACGGUAAACUCAAACUUUGUAUCCAAGAGAAGGUGUUGAAAUUAAUGAAGUGCAAUGUUCUUAACUAUCGUAUAUGCUGCUUUUUAAUAACUAAUGAUUCAUUGUUCCAUUUGUGAAUAGUGACUGAUCAUGAAUUGUUGAAAUGAUUGUCAAUUGCUCAACAAUCCAUAUAUAUUUCUGACCAUUUUAUAAUUUUCUAAAUACAAGUUAUGAAUUGAUCUUAGAAGUCAAAUGUAUUACUUAAUUAAAUACAUUUAUAAAUAUAAAGAAAUAAUCUUUAGAUUAUCAUAAUAUUCUCAGGCCUGUUGGUCUUAGGGAUGUGUGGGUUGAUGAGCAAUUUCUCCUUUUAUCACAAUUAUUUCUACCCUACCUGAUCUUUUCCUUCAUAUUCCAUUUUAAUUCAAUUGACGUCUGCAACCUCUUUCAAAUUGGGAAAGUCCAAAAUGUGUUGUUUGGUAAAGGGUUAAGGCAUUUUGAUUCCUAUGGGUCUUGUGAAUCUGUUUCAAAUCAAAUGCGUAGAUUUGAUCUUCAGCAACUAAAAAUAUGUGAAAUAGAAAGAACGACAAUAUCUUUUGGAGAGAUAAAUGUACCUACGUUAUAAGCAAAGGACCUGUGCAACAAUUCCCGGGCUUUUUUGUCUGUUUAGUUAACACGGUAGUAACUUUUUCCAUAUAUAAAACUCACCCUUCCAACUUAAUGCGCCCAGUGGGACGAGGGCUAGAAAGAGAAAGUCACAUGCUUGAGUACAUUUCAACCCAUGCGCAUUACACGUUUUUUUCGCAAAGAAAAAACAGUGGAGCGAUACAGGGCCAUCAUGGCCCUCUUGUUUAGUUAUUAUUUAGAAUUAAAAGAUCAAUACUGAAUGGCAAACUGGAGACCCUUUUUUGUCUCAUUAUGACGCAAAGUUGCAUAAGUGCUGUACGUGAUAAACAGCAUUGUAUUAAUUCUAGUCGGAAAUAUGAUGAUAAGUUGUCACAUAUUGGUGUCCUGUUGAUAUCUAUAUAGACAGUUUUAUACUGACCUGAUUUUAUAUGGCAUAAUAAACCAGCUUAAUAUUCAUACAUUCCAAAAAUGUUUGUUUCAACUUAAAGUCAUCAUUUCUUGUAAUUAAGAAAUAAUAUUUUUCUAUCAUGGUUUGUUGUCGAAUAACCCACAGUAAGGAGUAUAGAUGUGUAGGAAUUAAAUCAAGAGUGCGAAGCACGAGUGAUUUGAUAACACGCAUCUAUACAACUUACUGUGGGUUAUUCGACAACAAACCAUCAUAGAAAAGUAUUAUUUCGAUUCUAACACGAUUCUGAUUGAUUUGGUUCAAGCGUUAGGACGUGAACUACAUGUUUCAAUACUCCGCCCUCCUAAGUACAAAGUUCACUAUUUAGUGACGUCAUUGAAUUGUAAAAACAUAUGACGUCAAUUUUAUUCAUAAAUAUUUUGCAAAUGACGUCACAUUAAUUGAAAUCAGCAAUCGUAGAAACUUUAUGACGUCACGUUUAUUGAUGUAACAGAAAAGCUGACAUGCUAUAAAUGUUCUCUGAAUUACGUUUCCUAACAAAUAACAUUUUUUGUAGGCGUGGUUAUGCCACUUAUCACCAAAUAUACAAUUUGUUGUUUCAUUACAUUUACAUACAUGUUACAUUUAUUACAUUUCUCUUAGAGCGGGCUUUAGCAUGUGCAUUUUACUGCAAUAUUUUCUUUAUUUAUUCGGAACUAUUUUCGAAACAUAAAGCUCCGCCCAUAAGUUAUUGCAGAAUAACCCACACUUGAUUUCCUUCUUUGUCUAUAGAAAACAAGUCGUGUGCCGUGUUAGAAUCACUAAUUACCAACUUGUCAGAUCAUCAUGUAUUUGAAUUGAACUUAUAUCCAAUGUGAUACCCGGUAAUGUAUAAACCCUUAUCACUUAGAUUUGUAUUUUCAUGCAUUUGUAGUCCCUUAGAAUGUUAUAUUUAAUUAAGACCUUUCUUACUAGAUUAAAGUUUUUAAGGCUUCAUCUAUAAACCUGAGAUACUUGAGCAGCAAACAGCGUAAAACCUGAACAAACUGCGAGUUACUCGCAGACUGUUCUGGUUUUAUGUUGUUUGCACAUAGCCAUUUUUACUUUGCUUCUAAGUGGGAAAGGGUUAAUGUAAGGUGUGUCUUACCACAAAAUUCAAAAACAGUGAGUAUUUGCUAAGGUUUAUGCAAAGGUUUUGCUGCUUAUUUUCCUUGUAUUUCAUCUUCAAUAAAUCCACGUGUUUGUUUUAUUUUGAAGUAAUAUGUAUAAAUAUUAAUGUUCUUUUUGUUUAAUUUAACAAAUUAGUUUUAGAUUUAUUUAAACACUGAGUAUAGAUUGGCACAGAAGGGUUUAAGUGUGUUGGUUUUCAGAUGUAAAAUAAUAGCAAGUGCUUUUUAUUUGAAGUGCUUUUUUUCUUUAAAUAUUUAGUGUAUUUGAUUUAUUUGAAGUUGUAAGAGUGCAAUGUAAGUUUUGUUAUCCGUUAAUCAAACAUGUGCAUUUUCACUCCUUUUUAAGUUCAACAAAUGAAAGAGUUACAACUUCUGUAUUGAAUUUUGUUUCUCGUUUAUGCCAAAUCUAUUUCACCUUUGAUUUGUGUUAAAAUACUCAGAGAAAAACAUGCCGUGUACAUCAUUUUGUUUACCAGUUGAACUAUUCUAUAAACACAGAAUCAUGUCACUGCAAACUUUCUGUCAUCAUUUAUGCAGACACUAUUGCUUGUUUUUGCUUGUUAUUUAAUCUGUUAAUGUAUUAUUAUGUGUAAAUAAAGACCUUAGUGAGAGAAAUAAUCACCA
Dreissena polymorpha is the source of this 12448-nucleotide messenger RNA. RefSeq names its product GTPase-activating protein and VPS9 domain-containing protein 1-like. Bases 158 to 5074 code for a protein of 1638 amino acids. The transcript has 26 exons. Gene Ontology annotation, biological process: vesicle-mediated transport; regulation of GTPase activity. The record is from RefSeq and is a predicted model, not a curated record. Gene Ontology annotation, molecular function: guanyl-nucleotide exchange factor activity; small GTPase binding. Gene Ontology annotation, cellular component: endocytic vesicle; cytosol. NCBI's taxonomy places the organism in Eukaryota, Metazoa, Mollusca, Bivalvia, Myida, Dreissenidae.